Messenger RNA from Zootermopsis nevadensis, 1276 nucleotides. It is a transcript of the gene mRpL10, whose product is annotated as mitochondrial ribosomal protein L10. Lineage: Eukaryota; Metazoa; Arthropoda; Insecta; Blattodea; Termopsidae. The record is from RefSeq and is a predicted model, not a curated record.
UCUAUUUCAGACACUGCUGGAAGCAGUAAUAUCUGUUGGUAUAUAUUGUAGGUGUUGAUUCAGUAUUGAUUUUAAUAUCAGUAAUUGUGGGUUAAGUGUUAGAAGAGACAGUGCAGUGCACUUGAUGUAUUAAUAUUUGAUGUAUUUAAGGAUUAUUUAGUCUUAAAUCCGCGUUGCAUAAUAAUAUUUGUAAAUAAAAUUUGAGUCUUCAAUGUCGGCUUUAACCUCAACAGUAUGUCUUCAGCUGAGAUGGCAGACGUCACUUCAGUUUGUCAGAUUUAGAAAACGGAUAAAUAUUCAGAGACCAGCACCACCACAUUUUGAGAGAGCCAAAGUUCUAAGUGUUUGUAAGCCAUACUAUUUGAAUCCUAGGAAAGGCUUGUCCUUGGCUGACCUAUGUGAGAAACCAAUUGAAGUGCUUCCUUACAAGGAAGUUGUGAAAAAUCCAUAUGAACACAUUUUAGCUAGAGAAGCGCUGAAUUGGUUCAAUCAUUCAAGACUGGUUGCUUUCUUCCAUUCAAAUCCAGUUUCUGCAGAUGACAGAUUUAGAAUCAAUAUUAUGUUGAAGAAGCAGAAUAUGCAUUUAAAACAAUAUGGAAAGAAGGUAAUUACAAUGGCUUUAGAAGAAACAAAUUAUGAACCAGUUCUUACACUGUUCACAUCAAGAAAUUUCAUAGUUUUCAGUGAGGAACUUCAAGUAUCACAAUUGUUGAAAUUAAACAGAAGAAUGCCUCAGUUUGUUCUCAUGGCUGCCAUUGUGGAUGGUAGGUUGAUGAGUAAGAAUGAACUGGUGAAGUACAGCAAGAUGCCAGAUCUUCAGACAGCUCAAGCUGGAUUGGUGGCAAUUCUCAACUCAGCUGCUGUGAAGUUAACACAGAACUUAACACAUCAUCAACAAACUUUACUUGGGCACUUACGGAAACAUAUCGAGAUACAACAGAAGUCACCAAGUGAAGAAGAAAAAUGAUUACGAAUCAUCGCGUGUAACCAUAUUGUUGGAGAGUUCCUUCCACAGGUGCUGGGACUCAGUGGCAGCAACUUUGUUUAUCUGGAGAAGUUUCAAACAAGAUGAACUCCAAUGGCAUAUCAUGGACAGUGGUGCUGUCAUAUGGAACAAUCAUGAAAACAUACAGAAAGAAGCAUGUGCAGGUCAUUUCGAACAGCAAGCCCUUGCAUAAGUAUGUAUGUUAUGUUACAACAUAUGUUAAACAUGAAUAGAAUACCAUUCCCAUGUAGAUGACUAGUUUCUUUAAUUAAAAUGAUUUUAUUUAAUCAG